CGGCGUCUUAGCCAUCGUCCUUCACUCCUUCUUCUCUCAAUCUCGAGACUCAGUUCAACAAAAAAAAAAAAAAACCCAGCUUCGAAUCAGAACUCGUUGAAUCACUAGCGAUGCAAUUCCUCCAGAACUCUCGCAGACUCGCUAAGAUCUUAAAACCCAUUGUUACCACCGAGACGAAUCUGAGAUUCUUCUCCUCUGCUUCACAAACCCCAAGCUCCUCCUUCCAAUGGCGAAAUCAAACAUCUACUUCUUCCUCUGUACUUAAAGGGAUUGAUAGAUGUAGUCACUCGUCGUCUAUGAGCUUGUUGAUCCCCAGAUCGAGUUUUUCAUCUCAAGCAGAGAAGCUUGCUGCAAAUCCUACAGUAGCUGUUAAGGAAUUGCAUGAUAAGAUGCUUGAUUCUGUGAAUGUCAAGAGAUCAAUGCCUCCAAAUGCUUGGUUGUGGUCUUUGAUUGAGAGCUGUCAGAAUCAGGAUGACGUUCAUCUUCUCUUUGACGUUCUUCAGAAUCUUCGGAGAUUUAGAUUAUCUAAUCUUCGUAUUCAUGACAACUUCAAUUGCAAUCUAUGCCAACAAGUUGCUAAGACUUGUGUACGUGUUGGAGCAAUUGAAUCUGGAAAGAAGGCUUUGUGGAAACAUAAUGUUCAAGGUUUGACACCCAGUGUUGCAUCUGCGCACCAUCUAUUGUCAUAUGCACUAGAGCACAAGAAUUCUGAGCUCAUGGAAGAAGUAAUGAAACUCCUGAAAACAAAUGACUUGCCUCUACAACCCGGAACAGCAGAUUUAGUUUUCAGGAUCUGUCAUGAUACAGAUAAGUGGGAUCUACUGGCCAAGUACUCGAAAAAAUUCUCCAAAGCUGGAGUUAAGUUGAGGAAGACCACAUUCGAUGUAUGGAUGGAAUUUGCUGCCAAGAGAGGGGAUACCGAGUCACUAUGGAAAGUAGAUCAACUGAGAUCAGAGACAUACAGUCAACACACUCUUUCUACUGCUUUUUCUUGCGCAAAGGGUUUCCUACUUGAAAGUAAACCAGAAGAAGCUGCUGCGGUCGUCCAGGUUAUAUGCCAGACGUACCCUGAUGAGAAAAAGUCAUCAGUCUCAACCGAGUUCAAGAAACUUGUCAAUGAAUGGCCUGUGGAUGUUAUCAAGCGCCAAACCGAAGAAGAUAAGAAGGCUCUAGCUUCUUCAUUGAAAGCUGGGAUUCCUUCCAUGGUCAAUGCGUUGGUCAGCUCGGGUUUGAACGUCAGCGUGGAUUUGGAUGAGUUAUACAAGAACGAAGCUCUUCUCAGCUAAAUGACUGAAUCAACAUUGGCUAAAAACUCUUCGCAGUUCAACAGGUUUGAAAAGUUAAUUCUUUGGCACCAAAGUUUUGAUGUGAUCUUAUCGUUUUACCGGUGGCAACGUCAGAGAUAAGGGAAAGAAACACAUUGACUGUUCAGUUUCUUGGAUUCUACGGUACUCCCUUUCCUUUAAGAGAUUGAGGCAUAACGACUAGAGUUGUCCAUUUCUUUUGUAAGCCUUAAAUAAUUUACUCGGUGGGACUUUUGUUCUUUAUUUGAUUAGUAAAAGAACAUUUUCUGUAAUAAAAGAAAAAGAAACAAAAAGUUUUUUGAGCCUAUCUUAUUAUAGAACGAGACAAAAAGGUUCAUU
Messenger RNA from Camelina sativa (false flax), 1643 nucleotides. RefSeq lists its product as uncharacterized. Lineage: Eukaryota; Viridiplantae; Streptophyta; Magnoliopsida; Brassicales; Brassicaceae. The record is from RefSeq and is a predicted model, not a curated record. Gene Ontology annotation, molecular function: protein binding.